UUGUGACCCAAUUGAUUACAUUGGUCUCGUGGACAUACACAAGCCUUAUUCCGAGCUCGUCAGUCGGUUAGAUGCACUGAAGUGCGAUGCACAGCAUCAGGAGAGAAGUGCGAAACCGUCCCCCUAGUGAGUUGAGCACCAUACCCAGUGAAAGCAGUUGGGUGUCCAGUUGGAGAGAGGAGACGGGGGGAGAAGAUGUGGAAUAUGAAGAGGAGGUUGAGGAUGAGUAUGAAUACGAAGACAGUUUUGAGGAAUAUAUCAGCGAGGAAGAAGAAAAGGAUGAAGAAGAGAGGCAACCAGUUGAGUGGACAGCUAUAGACCUCCAAAACGGUGUCAAGCUUCUUGUACCCGAAGUCGUAUCAGAAUUCAAGUGCCAAGCCGUCCCACUAUCAGCUGAGAGACGCACGGAGAUUCUGAUGCAGUUUCCACACUAUCAUGACGAGACCAUGGUCAGCGAUGUUUACAGAUUGGAAGGCCAGGAAAUAAAAUCUUUGAACUGCAAUCCAAAGUUCCUACAGAUCCCGCUCGUAUUGCCAACCACGAGACUCGAUGUUAAUGUCCUCUUCCGGUUCCACGUCAUGGUAUAUGGGGAUGGUGUUUGGACAUCAGUGCCGGCACAGUACGAGGAUAAUCUUCUGAAAUUCCGAGUAAAGUGUGGAGAGUAUUUCGUUGCUUAUGCGCGCCCAAUUCCAGAGUUCAAGAGAAUUUCUGGGAAUGCUUUUACCUUCGUCUCUAACAAGGACAAAUGCAUCAAAGUGCACAUUCCCAAAGGUGCUGUGGACACCGAGAUGACCAUUGCGGUUAAGGUACAGCCCGUGGACACAGACAGAUUGAAAUGGUACAGAGCUUAUGACCCAACAGCAUUUGAAGGGAUCUAUGCUCUGUCUGAUAUUCUGAGUGUACGACACAAAAUGGAAAAUGUAUUCAGAAUAGACACAUCUGUCCAGCUACCAAUUGCAGAUUUUUCAGAAGAGGAUUAUGAAUUAAAAGGCAUAAGUAUUGAAAAUAAUAAUUACGUCAUCAGAGACAUUGAGAAAGAGAGUUCCUUCAAAGGAGUUGCUGUGAUGCCUCACACCGUGAACAAUGAUACAAGUUGCCAAGUGGCCUGUGUUCGUCAAGGCGUAGCUUCAUCAGCCCUGAGAGAGGCAGCUCUGUUCCAGGCGAGAAAGAUGGACAUGUGUACUGUUCUGAUGUACAUCUCAAAAGAGAACCGUGACAGAUGGCUCACUGUUGAGCUUGUAGAAUCCCCUUCUGCAAACCAGGCAGCUGAAGCCAGGCAACAAAGGAACUAUUUUGAGAUCAUUGGAAGUAGGUCAGGGAACGUUCCGGUACAUCUGAUGGACAGGAUACGAGUGCAUCUGUCAGGAAACAUGAGGAGUGCAGAACAAAUAAAGAAAACUAAGUACACAUUUGAGUACAAAAAUCAGUUGAGGAAUAACUGCAUACAGUUCAGGACUCAGAAGGUAUCAACUGGAACUACGUACAGUGUUGUGGAGGUUUCCAUUGGAGCACAACGGGUUCUUGAAGUCCACUUCAACUAUCCCGAUAAAGGAUACAAACUAAAGGAAAUGAAUAUUUUAUGGCGACAUGGAGCAACAACAGAACAAACCCAAUACCCCCCUACAAGGACACCACCUGCUCAAGAACCACCUCCGAUUCCUGACAGCGAGACAGCGUCUUCAUCCGGUAGCACAAACGACACUGGUUAUAAUACUGAAGGAUCUGAGAGACACAGUGAUGCAUCAUCACGAAUGAGAAGGAGUGAAUCAUUAAAUGCAUCAAGUGAUGACUCGGGUGCAUGUCCAGCAACAAAUGAGGGGGAAUCUGGUUCCACUACAUCAAGACUAUCAAGGAGUGUGUCUCGCAAUCGACCUACCAGCGCGUGGGCUGAAGAGACUGUUGUAUCUUCCGCCCCUGAAUACGAACAUCCAGUUCUUACACAAAGGAGUCUCCUCGUGCUGGCAAGGAACGUCCCCUUGAGUGUCUGCCAGGAAGCCCUUAUCACUCUCGGCAUGAACCUUGACACAAUAAACAAGAUCAAGCAGGAUGCAAAGGAUGACGAUGUCAACGAGGUGUUCCUCAUCCUUUUGAGGUGGUACCAGCGCAUGAAAACAACUAAGGAUAGUGUUGAUCUUAUCAAGGACCUGGAGGCUGCCUUUAAAUCGGCUGGUCGAACAGACCUAUCUACAAGAAUUGAAAAUGUUAGGGAUGAGGAAAGAGGAUUUACUAACGAAGACUUUGCCUGACACCACUUACCUCGUGUCCACUUACAUUUGAAACAUUACGUAGCAAAUGAUGAUCUUAAAUAUGACAUGACGACAAAACACAACAUACAGUUAAGCAAAGAAUGUGGUACUUUCAACUUAUGGACUGAGAAUGAGUGAGUGAGUAUGGUUUUACGCCACCGUUAGCAAUAUUCCAGCAAUAUCACGGCGGGGGACACCAGAAAUAGGCUUCACACAUUGUACCCAUGUCGGGAAUCGAACCCGGGUCUUCGGCGUGACGAGCAAACGCUUUAACCACCAGGCUACCCGACCCUUCCCUGUACUGAAACCAGAAGAGGGGAACCACCUUCCAGUGACAGUGGCUGGUCCUCUUGGAAAUUGAUCCUUGGGAAAAACGAAAUUAAGGCAAGUUAUUGCUAAAGACGACAGACUAUUGUGGUAGCAGAACAAUGCGAAUGAAACAUAGAAACUAUGGGCUGCAAUAUUAGUGCAUACAGAUGUCGUAGUGGAAGUUUUCAAGCCGCGUUUAUCAAAUCCAUGUGUCAGGAAGGGUAACGGAAAGCUUCCCAGAAAAUACAACUCUACAAGGAAAGGUGCAACCGGCGCUACGGCUGUAACUGUAUCUUGGUUCUCUGAAUCAGCAAUGAUAUCAGUGGAGACAAAUUCCGGCCCUCCAAAAACUUAACAUACAACACUCGAUAGGGAACUGGGGUUAACGAAAAUAUUUAACGAAAUUAGAGAGAUGAGAGUUGAAGUGAACAAAAAAGUGAGCGACUGACAAGCAAGAUUGAUAAUAAGAGAAAAAGAUGUGAUUUGGUCAGCAAAAGAAAAUACACAGACGAAGAAAGCUAUUGAGAGACUCGAGUCUAAAUUUGAUGAUUUAGAAUGUAAAAACUGACGCAACAACUUGUUAUUUUACAAUGUGGAUGAAGCGGUCGGAGAAUCAUUCGAACAGUGAUCGAGAUGUAUAUGAAUGUGACAAACCCUGCGGAAUUCGUUACUCACGAAGACAACCAGGAACAUAUUUUGCGAUUAAGGUCGAAAUAUCUAGGAUGCCAUAUUGUUAUUUAAGGAUCCGAAUGGACUCACGGCACAUUUGAAAAAUUACAUAGCAAACGAUGAUCCUACAUACCUACCCCUGGAGGAAGACCUAAACAAUACAGAAGAUGGUGAAACACUGCGAACAUCACAUGACAAUAUUGUUAAUUCACAUGGAUACAUGAUUCUACAUGUAUGUAAACCAAAUGGCCUAAGGGUUUGUUAUGGCCGGUUAUUCGCUGAUAAAAAAAAAUAUUGG
This is a messenger RNA of Haliotis rufescens (red abalone), 3522 nucleotides long. RefSeq lists its product as uncharacterized. Lineage: Eukaryota; Metazoa; Mollusca; Gastropoda; Lepetellida; Haliotidae. Bases 87 to 2246 code for a protein of 719 amino acids. Gene Ontology annotation, biological process: signal transduction. The transcript has 9 exons. Gene Ontology annotation, molecular function: protein binding. The record is from RefSeq and is a predicted model, not a curated record.